Molecule: messenger RNA, 2736 nt
Organism: Oncorhynchus gorbuscha (pink salmon)
Lineage: Eukaryota; Metazoa; Chordata; Actinopteri; Salmoniformes; Salmonidae
Product: angiopoietin-related protein 4-like
Exons: 7
Coding region: 118-1515 (465 amino acids)
Biological process (GO): triglyceride homeostasis
Molecular function (GO): enzyme inhibitor activity
Source: RefSeq, a predicted model, not a curated record
GUAGGAUCUUGAGCUCAAGCAACAAACUGGAAAGAGAAGGGUGGUUCUGCAAACCACCUGACAAAAAAAACUACCAAGAACCUGAGCCAACGAACAAACAAAGGAAAGCAGGCAACAAUGAAGACAACACUAGCAACCCUGACUCAUUGCCUGGUUAUUCUGAUGGCCACCGGCAACCCCUUCGAAAGGAGAGGAGGCUCGGCCACCAGCGGGAAGGAGAAGAAGAUGCAGUAUGCAGCGUGGGACGACGUGAAUGUGAUUGCCCAUGGCCUGCUCCAGCUAGGCCAAGGCCUCAAGGAGCAUGUGGACAAAACCAAGGGCCAGAUGAGGGACAUCACUGCCACGCUGAAGGUCUUCAACGGCACUGCAGCGGACCUGGGCAAGGAGAGCCAGAGGCUGCAAGCGGAGGGUGAGGUGUUGAAGGCCAAGGCCCGGGGGCUGGAGGACAGGGAGGUCCAGGUUCUCAACGAGACGGCCGAGCUGAGGGAGAAGACAGCGGAGAUGCAGCAGGAGAGGAAGCGGGUGGAUGAGAGGAUGAACAAGCUGGAAGAGAAGAUGGAUGACAUGCUGCAAGGAGAGGGGCUGCCCGACAUGAACAUGGGCAACACAGGCAACUACAGCGAUGCACGCAUCAUUCAGUGGAUGCUGGAAGCUCAGAAUAAACGUAUUGAUGACCUGGUCAACAGAAUCCAACUCCAGCAAGAUAAACUUGAAAAGCAGAACGUGCGCAUCAGGACCCUGCAACACCAGAUUCAGCUGAAAAAAGAGAGACCAGCAUUCAGGCGUAAACCAGAAGAGGCCGUUCAAAAUGGCAGCAUUGAGCAGCGCGACUCACCCAUCGAGAUGGCCUCAGACUGCCAUGAGCUGUUCCUGAGAGGCGAGCCGGCCAGCGGAGUGUACACCAUUCAGCCAUUAAACUCCCAAUCCUUUCAAGUCUUCUGCGAAAUGACAACUGAAGGUGGCUGGACCGUGAUCCAGAGGCGCCAGGAUGGCUCAGUUGACUUUGACCAGCUAUGGCAGGCCUACCAGAGCGGCUUUGGCAGUCUGAAUGGUGAGUUCUGGCUUGGUCUUGAGAAGAUGAGCGCCGUGGUCAAAGACACAGACUACAUCCUCAAGGUUAAGUUCUCCGACUGGAGGGACGAUUCUGAGAGCAUCCAGUACCCCAUCCGUCUCGGCGGGGAGGAGAGCCACUACGCCCUCCACAUCCAAGAGACCUCCAACGGCAACCUGGAGAGCGCCCUGGCUACCGAGGCCUCCGGCCUGCCCUUCUCCACCCGUGACCAAGACAAUGACCAGAAGAGCGACACCAACUGUGCCAAACACCUCUCUGGUGGCUGGUGGUUCAGCAACUGUGGACGUUCCAACCUGAACGGCCGCUACUUCAUGAGCCCUCCUCCCAAGCAGAGGCAUCAGAGGAAGCAGGGGGUCUUCUGGAAGACCUGGCGUGGCCACUACUAUCCCCUGAAGACCACCGUCAUGAUGAUCGCCCCCGCUGUGAUGGAGAACAAGUCAUAGAGGAAAGACGCUCAGCAUUCUGACACAUUUUCUCCUCCUGAACUGAAACACUGUUAGAGGUGGUUAGCCGAUGACUUGGGUUGCUAGCCAGUCAGUCCUGGCUUCACCCAGUGAGACUUCCAACAAAGACAAGGCCAUUAUAAAAAAUGAAAUAACUCAUACUUGAAUGGGCUCCAUGUUUCCAAUUCUCUGUUUUUCAAAAGUCUUAAAGUCUCUCAGCUAGAUUCACAACCGAACAAUGCAUAAAUGUAUCUUUAAGAUGUUAAAAAGUACAUGAACAUGUGAAUCUAGCAGUGGAAAGUUAGCAAGAGUGUUUCACCACAGCUGUGGUAUGAGCUCACUGUUAAUCACUGUUUAAAGCAACCUUGGGCCUCUCAGACUGCAUCAAUGAAUGGAGCAGAAUGAGGCGAGUUCCAACAUGUGUUUUGUGUUGCAUGAAACCAAGCAUUUUCCACGUUAAGACCUAUCUGACAGUGGUUUCUGAAUGCAAGAGCUCUCCCAGAGUUUUAACAGUGAUUUCUAGCUAGAGCAAAGUUUUUGUCAGCAUGAACACUGUAGUUGUACAAGUGGGGCAGCUCUAGAGAGUUUCUUAAUCUGAUUGUAUGGACCAAAUGUUGACUGAAACAAUUAGUUGUUUUUCCACAUGAAAGUAAUGCCAUUAGCUUUCCAAAGGCAUUAUAUAAAGAAAUAAUUACUGUAAUCUAGAAUUACAGAAUUACAGGAUGUAAUGAGACAGAACGUGUGUAAAGUAUUUUUCAACAAUGGUGGUUUCAUUGUCUAAAUUUAAAGUUAUUCUAUGGAGCAAACACCAUUUCAGCUUCUGUACAUGUAAACCUACUUCUCCUGCAGUUUUAUUUUGAAUCAAAGUAAGCUCACGAUCCACUGUUGUAUUCUCGUGGAGAUUUUUUAUCUUUCAGUCAUAUUGACUGUUCUUAAAAUGACCAGAGUCAUCUAUUUCUGUCUAGUGUCUGAUGAAUGAAUGUCGACUGUCUCUUCAGAACCUUGACUGUAACUUGUAAAAUUCUCUAGUGUUCUUGUGGAUGACUUGAGGUUUUUUGUGCCUUCUUUAUUUAUAAGUUGUAAAGAAUCUUUAUAUAUUUCUGCUAUCACCUGUUUGUAAUUUAUAUGGUCUAGUUCAAGUUUUCCAGUUGUGUAAAAUUGCUGUUGUUUUUUUAAGAGAAAAUAAACUGAUCUUUGGCAUGAACCAGCCAAUGAAAUUGA